UGCUACCACUGUUCAUUGCGAGUUAUAUAUUCGGAGUUUUGGAUCCAUUAGCCCGGUUACCAUGGACUACGAGGUUGACCUGUAUUUGCGACAAAAGUGGCAGGAUGCGAGAUUGCAACAUAAAGACAUAACGGAAUCGCUGGACCUAAAUGAUCCAAAUUUAGUCAAAGCCAUCUGGAAACCUGAAGUUUACUUCCCAAAUGCAAAACACGCAGAAUUCCAAUUCGUUACUGUGCCCAACGUGUUAAUACGUAUCAAACCUGAUGGAGAUAUACUUUAUAUGCUCAGAUUGAAGCUCACAUUUUCAUGUAUGAUGGACCUGUCUAAAUUUCCAUUGGAUAAUCAAAUUUGCACAAUGGAAGUGGCCAGUUUUUCAAAAACUAUUGAAGAACUUCGAUUGGAGUGGAAAAAUACGGAUCCUGUACUAAUGGCCAAAGGAUUGAGAAUGCCACAGUUUGAAAUUGUAGACAUCGUGCCUUCUGACUGUCAAGAAUCAUUUCAAAUAGGCAAUUACAGUUGCUUGGUAGCGCAGUUCUACCUGAGCCGAAGCGUGGGUUUCCAUCUGGUCCAGAGUUAUCUGCCCACCAUGCUGAUCGUGGUAAUCUCCUGGGUGUCGUUUUGGAUGGACGUUGACUCGGUACCUGGCCGGACCACAUUGGGAGUGACUACGCUACUCGCCGUCGGUUCGCAGUCUUCGGGUAUCCAAAGUGGUCUGCCGCAAGUCAGCUACGUCAAGGCCAUAGACGUGUGGAUGGGCACUUGCACAGCCUUCGUGUUUUGCGCGCUGCUAGAAUUCACGGUGGUCAACUACAUGUGGAGAAAACUGAGACCAGACAUAUUAAGAAACAUACUAACGGAACCGGUGAAUGGUGGCACCGCAGGCACAAAACCAUACGAUGAAAAUCGACCCUCGUCGCCAGUCAUACCAGUCAGCGUGGUCAAAAAAAUCUUACAACAAGAGUGCGCGUAUUCAACGGCCGCGGAAACCAACACUGUGCUGGCGAGAAAAAUCGACGAAUACUCCAGACUGCUGUUUCCGGUCGCGUUCAUAGCGUUCAACGCGCUAUAUUGGCCGUAUUAUUUGCAAAACUAAAAAGAAAACACCGUCCCCGCGUCGCCGCCGCCGUCACAGCAACAGCAUCGCCUAUAUAAAGGACUGAAAUCUGCGACCAACGGACAACACGCGCUCGCCUAUAUAAUAAUAUUACACCACAAUCACCAUCCGCGUAUUAUAACGCCUCCGUUAUACACCCGCGUAAUAAUAAUAAUAAUAAUAAUAACAAUAAUUAUAAAAAAAAAUAUGAUCGUCGCAGCCCUCUCCGCGCGCGUGUGUAUUGUUUUCCCUUUACAAAAUCUCAGCGAAAAAUGAAAUAUACAAACACACUGCACGUCGUGUCUACUACGCACGCACUAUAACUUCACUGUUGCAGCAACUGCAGGUGCAGGAUACUUAUAUAUUAUAUACGUGCCGCGCAACAUGUCGAUAAAAUAUUUCGCUACGGUGUGAUGAUGAUGAUAUAUCAUCUACCACAGUAUAUUGUUAUUAUAUAGAUGACAUACAUUGACAUCUGGCCGAUAUUUCUGCUGUAUGCGACACAAUUCAUCGUCACAUCGGCGGCGGUGGCGGCGACAGAAUGACAUAGAAGAUUCCGCGUUAUGUCGUCACGAAUAACAUUAUGACGUCGACGUCCGGCUUGGUCCGUACGUCUCACUUCCAUACUAUUGUUUUUCCAUAAUAAUAAUAUGUUUAAAUUCUAUUUAUUUUUUUUGUCUGUCUCGGCAAACACAACAGACGUUCUCCGUAAACCAACCCUCUCCGGCACACAGUAUCACAACUACCCACACGACCUACUCCGCGAUUCGCACGCKCGUACAAAUAUUAUUAUGCGUCAUAAUAAUAUACUCAUACAAACAAUGACGGGCUCUUCGAUUAUUCAGAUCGGUUGAUCGAUUCUAGUCAUAUUUUUGUUCAAAUUACGAUUUUGUACGUUUUCCAGUAAGUAUGCCUAGUAAAGUUGUUGUUAUAAAGACAAUAUUUUCAAAUGCUUUAUAGAUUUAGAGGAGCGUCGUGAACUCAUAAUUAUUUUUACCAAAUGUGAACUAAUCCUUUAAACUGUAAAAUGUUAAGCAGAUGAUUUUUUUUUUUUAAUGUUGAUGUAUAAUCGAUUAUUAUCGUGUAUAACCGAAAAUCUGUUAACUAUAGUACCUAGUAUAGAAAUUUAAAUUAUUCGAGUAUUAUUGUUUAAAGAAAAAAAUUAGAUGGGUACAUAAUAGGUUUGAAAAAUAA
This is a messenger RNA of Diuraphis noxia (Russian wheat aphid), 2287 nucleotides long. RefSeq names its product glycine receptor subunit alpha-2-like. NCBI's taxonomy places the organism in Eukaryota, Metazoa, Arthropoda, Insecta, Hemiptera, Aphididae. The record is from RefSeq and is a predicted model, not a curated record. Gene Ontology annotation, biological process: monoatomic ion transmembrane transport. Gene Ontology annotation, cellular component: membrane. Gene Ontology annotation, molecular function: transmembrane signaling receptor activity; extracellular ligand-gated monoatomic ion channel activity.